Molecule: messenger RNA, 2570 nt
Organism: Volvox carteri f. nagariensis
Lineage: Eukaryota; Viridiplantae; Chlorophyta; Chlorophyceae; Chlamydomonadales; Volvocaceae
Gene: cog5
Product: component of oligomeric golgi complex 5
Exons: 9
Coding region: 63-2570 (835 amino acids)
Biological process (GO): intra-Golgi vesicle-mediated transport
Cellular component (GO): COG complex
Source: RefSeq, a predicted model, not a curated record
CUUAGGAUGACUGUAUGAUAACUACGAUAACCUGGAGUGCGGGCAGAUGUCUGCUGUGAACCAUGGGCAAACGAGGUGAAAGCACAGAUGCAGAACAGCACGUAGGGGCUAAUAGUAAUGGCGAAGACCUCUUAAAUUUACCGCGCUUCGCUCCUUUUUUGUCUGACAAUUUCAAUGUCGCUGAGUUUACAUCCAAGGUUCUCGGGGGCUCACAUACAACAGCUUCAGCGCAGUCGGAACAGCUGCGUGAUGGCGUGCACCAGCUGGAAUUCACGUUAUCGGACGAGGUUGUCGCGCGCAACAAGGAGCUUCUUAACCACGUCCGGCGCAUGCUGGACGCGGAGAACUCUGUCCGCGAUUUGGUCUUGUCAGUAGAAUCCCUUCAAAGCGCGGUUCGGCGCAUCCGCGCUGAAGUAGUCGGGCCCUACGAGCAGAUCAAGCACAAAACGCAGCAGCUCCGCAACAUUCAUGCGACGGUCGACAUCCUGCGCCAUGUUAUCCACCGCCUAAAGCUGGCGCAGAAGCUUCGCGCACAGCUCGCGGUGCCGGCAGCGCAGGUGGACUUGGCGAAAGCGGCCAAACUCAUCACAGACAUCCGAGCUGUGGACGCAGAGGUGGAUUUGUCGGGGAUUGAUGCGGUCGCUGCAGACGCGGAGUUCCUUGAGUCUGCACGCAAGUCGGUGCAGGAGCAGGCAGAGGCUGCCCUGACCGAGGGAGUCGAGUCCCUGAGCCAGGCCCGGGUGGGGUCCGCGCUGCAAGUCAUAUUUAACCUCAACGAGCUCCAUCAGGCCGUGUCGGCGCUGCUGUCUCGGCACCUGCAUGACAUCGAAAGGGCGUUACGGAACGCGCUGGACUCGCGCCACCUGGCAGCACAAGCGGCGGGUGGAGGUGGCGGCGGACUGGCGGUUGCCACCGGCAGCUCUCUGGGCGUAGCGGCCGGCGGUGCGGGGACAGCGGGACGCGGGCAGGCGGCCCCGGGGGCACAGGACAGGAUGUGGCAGGCCAUUCGUGACGUGCUGGAGCUGAUCAGCAGUUCCACGGUGGCGGUAUGGCACCUGCAGAGGGUGGUGGCCAAGAAGAAGGACCCACUCACGCACGUGUGUUUCCUGGAUGUGCUGGUGGGGCCGGGGGAGGCCCUGCUGGUGACCAGAUUCUGGUCGGAUGUGGUUCGCGCCACCACGGACGCCUUCGCCUCCGUGGCCAAGCCCGGGAAAGGGGGCUUCGUCCGGGAUACCCUGACUGCUUCCUACCCCCGACUGGCGGGUCUAUUGGAGGCCAUGUUUGAGCGCCUCACUGCGGAGACCACCAUCAAGGGUGUGCUGCCUGCAGUGGGCCCAGCCCAUCUGCAGCAGUUGUUGGCGGCGACGGGUCCCUUCCAGACGACGUUCAUGGCGGGCUGUCUGUCCAGGCUGACGGACGCGGUGGCGGCGGCCUUCCCCGGCAGCAGCCGCCAACUGCCCUCCGCGACGGAGGUGCAGAAGUGUAUCGGGCUGAUUCACGAGGAGCUCAAAGUGGGCUCUUCCAGCCCCCAGCUAGCAGCCAUGAUGGCUGCUACAGCGGCCAAGGCCCUCAACCUACUUGCGGAACGGGCCGAGUACUCGGCGGCCUCGGGGCCGGAGCUGCGUCAGCUGACGGCAGGUGACGGCGGCAGCACCGGCCCCAACGCCGCGCAGCUGCGCAACAUUGCGCUAUGCUCGCAGCUGCAAGAGACGCACCGAUCGCUGUCGGCGCUGCUGACGCGGCUGCCGCCGACAGCAGCACCGGCGCUCGGCGGCGCGUUGGCUGCCGUGCAGGCGACUGCGGUGGACGCCGUUGCGCCCAUCUUCCGCACGGUGGUCGAGGCAUGCGAGGAGCGGCUGCUGCGGAUGCAUGAAUGGCCGGGUUACCGCGCCGGCGUCGCAGGCGACGGCGACGCGGCUGCUGACGCCGCCGGGCCGGAAGUAACGUCGACGUCGCCCCAUGUGGCGGAGGUGGCGGCGCUGCUGGCGGACUUUCGUAGCGAGUUCCUGUCGCGCUUUCUGCCGCCGCCUACGCCCAGCGUGCCGUCAUGCGUGGGAUCGCUGGUGGAGCGAAUGGCGUGCCGCCUGUUGGUGUUCUUCGUGCGCCACGCCUCAUUAUUGCGGCCCCUCACGCAGGCGGGGAAGCUCCUGGUGGCCAAGGACUUGGCCGAGCUGCAGGCCGCUGUGGGGCAGCAGCUGCACCCCCUGGAGCAGCUGGGAGGGCCCUUCCGGGCUGUCAAAGCCUUUCGUGCGCUGCUCUUUGCUGCGGCGGCUGACAUUGGGUCCAACCCGCUGCUGGGGGAGUUGCCGCCCGCCAUCACGCUGCAGCACCUGUUUUCAAGGUUGCCUGCUUCCAUCAAGGCGCCGCAUGAGCGCUCCGGUCUCACACCUCUGCAGUACUCCCUCUGGCUGGACAGCCACAGCGCCGAGGAAUGCCUCCGGGGUAUCGCGGCAGCACUGGCGGCGGCGCCGGGCGGCGGCUCAGAGGCAGGCGGCAGCGGCGAGGGGAUGGAGGCGCUGACGGUGAUGCGUCGGAUGUGCGCGGCUGCGGGGGCGUUGGUAGGGGCUUGA